GUAAAAUCAAGGAACUCUUCGCUCCUGGUGUGAUUGAUGGACAUACAUUGCUGGUGCUGGUGAAUGUAAUCUACUUCAAGGCAUCCUGGGAACACAAGUUUGAGGAACAAAAAACAGUAGAGAAAGAUUUUAAACUGAAUCAGAACAAAAGAAAACCUGUGCAGAUGAUGUAUCAGAAAGGCAAAUUUAAACUAGGCUACAUUGAGGAGGUGGGUGCCCAGAUCCUUGAACUGCCUUAUGCUCAGAAGUCACUGAGCAUGGUCAUCCUGCUGCCAGGUGACACAGCUGAUGGAUCUGUCAGUGGGCUGGAGCAGAUUGAAAGCACAGUGACCUCUGAAAAUUUGAUGCUGUGGGCCUCUUCAGAGCAGAUGUUUGAGUCAACAGUGGAGGUCUACCUUCCUCGAUUCAAGCUUGAAGACACAUUUAACCUCAAUGAGGUAUUACAAGAGAUGGGAAUGACUGACAUCUUCACUGAAUCAAAAGUUGACCUCUCUGCAAUGUCAUUUGCAAAAUCUCUGGUGCUGUCAAAUGUUGUCCAUAAGACAUAUAUGGAAGUCAAUGAGGAAGGCACUGAAGCAGCAGCUGGUACAGGAGCUAGCAUUGUGAGGAGGUCUAUGCCUCUCACAGAGGUGUUUAUGGCUGAUCAUCCGUUCUUAUUCUUUAUUAGACACAAUCCCACUAGUACUAUUAUUUUCUUUGGCAAACUCUGUUCACCUUAA
This is a messenger RNA of Acanthisitta chloris (rifleman), 719 nucleotides long. Its product is annotated as serpin B12-like. The record is from RefSeq and is a predicted model, not a curated record. Gene Ontology annotation, biological process: negative regulation of endopeptidase activity. NCBI's taxonomy places the organism in Eukaryota, Metazoa, Chordata, Aves, Passeriformes, Acanthisittidae. The annotation marks the transcript as partial. Gene Ontology annotation, molecular function: serine-type endopeptidase inhibitor activity. The transcript has 3 exons.